CGGCAGAAUUGAGUUCGUGCAUGGCGUCCUUGGACAUCGUAACAGAGAUAAUUUGCUGAUUACCGUCACAAGUGAAGCUUCUUUCCCAUCGUCCAGCUCUACACUUGAAAAUCAAGAAUGGGUACGCGGGUGUUCGUGGGAGGCCUAACCUACCGAGUUAGGGAACGAGACUUGGAGAGGUUCUUCAGGAAAUAUGGCAGAAUAAAGGAGAUUGCCAUGAAAAAUGGAUUCGCCUUUGUGGAAUUUGACGACCACAGAGAUGCUGAUGAUGCUGUGUAUGAACUCAACGGAAAGGAGCUGUUGGGAGAACGAGUAUCUGUAGAGAGGGCGCGUGGAACGCCGAGAGGUAGCGACAUCUGGAGAGGGAGCGGGACCGGGAGCGGGAGCGGCCGGAGUCUUGGCCCGCCCCCUGUCUCCUCGGGAGGGCGAAGCCGGGGUCGAGAUAACGAUCACCGGAUGUCCGACAGAUAUGGUCCCCCAACAAGAACAGAAUACCGUCUUACUGUGGAGAAUCUUUCUAGCAGGGUCAGCUGGCAGGACCUCAAGGAUUACAUGCGUCAAGCUGGUGAAGUUACUUAUGCUGAUGCCCACAAGCAGCGUAGGAAUGAGGGUGUGGUGGAGUUUGCUUCAUAUUCUGAUAUGAAGACAGCUAUUGAGAAAUUGGAUGACACAGAACUGAAUGGAAGAAGAAUUCGCCUGAUUGAAGAUCGCCGAAGCCGCCGCAGGACAAGAUCAUCAUCAUCCCGCUCAAGGUCACGCUCUAGGUCCAGAUCUAGGAGGAAUUCUCGAUCCAGGUCUAGGUCUCGCAGUCGGCGCAGCUCACGUAGCAGGUCCAAGUCCAAGUCUGCUUCUCGUUCAAAGUCUCGUUCCCGAUCAAAAUCCAGGGGACGUUCUAAGUCAAAGUCCCGCUCUAGAUCUCGCUCUCGCUCUGCUAGAUCUGCCCAUUCCCGGUCGAGGUCUCGCUCCCGCUCCCCUGUUAAGGACAGAAAGUCCAGGUCUCAUUCCAAGUCCCAGUCCAAGGCUAAAUCAUUAUCCAAGGAACGAGAUCGUUCACAUUCUCGAUCAGUGAGCAAAGGCAGAUCCAAGUCUCGCAGCAUGACUCCCAAGGAUAAUGGUGAUAAGUCUCCUGAAGAUGUGAAGAAGGAAGAAGAUUAAACUUUUUUUCACUUUUCCACAUGUUUUUCAUUUUAUUCAAUAAUUACUUUCUGACUUACUGACAGUUGAUUAAAUCAAUUUUGACUAUAUUCCAAACGACUUCUUUCUAAAUGGUUUUGUCUAGUAUGUAAUUUGGUUUUCCAUAUGAAAGGUUCAGGUGGUACGUGUGUAUUUUAGUGUACAAAAAUCAUUGUCCAUUUCUAUUGAAUCUAGAUCUUGCCAUUCCUGAUAUGAAUGUGGAACUUUAGACUUUGUAGAGAAUGCAUUUUGGGGUUUAAAGUAAAGCCUCGGUUUCUUCCAGAGCAUACCUGAUUGGAGCAGUAGCUGUAUGUGUUAUGCGGUCAGACAUUCUUUAAAAUCAUUUUAAUUGACAGUGUUGAACUUUUUUUUUUAUCAUGAGUCAUGUGUUCUCAUGCUUUUAUUGUGAAUGCUUGUAAGUAGUGCAUUUUGUUGUUUGGCCCUUUAUCCUGGGUACACAGUAAAUCAGAUUUAUUAUGUACAUGACACAUUGACUUUGGAAAUAAAAGCUUUACUCCUUACUA
This is a messenger RNA of Frankliniella occidentalis (western flower thrips), 1697 nucleotides long. RefSeq names its product serine-arginine protein 55 (gene B52). The coding region runs from base 118 to 1155 and encodes 345 amino acids. Gene Ontology annotation, biological process: mRNA splice site recognition; alternative mRNA splicing, via spliceosome. NCBI's taxonomy places the organism in Eukaryota, Metazoa, Arthropoda, Insecta, Thysanoptera, Thripidae. The transcript has 11 exons. Gene Ontology annotation, cellular component: cytoplasm; nucleus; ribonucleoprotein complex. The record is from RefSeq and is a predicted model, not a curated record. Gene Ontology annotation, molecular function: mRNA binding.